CAUCAGCACAGCAUCAAAAGGGCGAUUUUGGUCAGUCGGAAAAUAGUCCUGAUAGCCAAACGUUAACAUCAUAGGUUUGCAUCCCUUGUAGGUAGUUAGCGAAAGAAAUUUGUCAUACACUAUAGGUAGUACAGCCGAAAACAACUGUAAGUGAUAGAAAUCCCCGGCGCACGCGGAAAUAACGGUGGUCACAGCGUAGGAAUAGCGCUGAGACAAGCACUCAUCUGAAGGCAGGAGAAGCAGAAGAGAAGCCGGCGAUCAAAUCUUCAAUCCAUCAUGGCUGAUCAACUCACAGAAGAACAAAUAGCAGAAUUCAAAGAAGCAUUCUCCUUAUUUGACAAGGAUGGUGAUGGGACCAUUACAACUAAGGAAUUGGGAACAGUCAUGAGGUCGCUAGGGCAGAAUCCAACAGAAGCGGAGUUACAGGAUAUGAUCAAUGAAGUAGAUGCAGAUGGCAAUGGCACAAUUGAUUUCCCAGAAUUCCUUACAAUGAUGGCAAGAAAAAUGAAAGAUACAGACAGCGAAGAAGAAAUCAGAGAAGCAUUCCGAGUGUUUGAUAAAGAUGGGAAUGGAUUUAUCAGUGCAGCAGAGUUGCGGCAUGUUAUGACAAAUUUGGGUGAAAAAUUAACAGAUGAAGAAGUUGAUGAGAUGAUUCGGGAAGCUGAUAUAGAUGGGGAUGGACAAGUGAAUUAUGAAGAGUUUGUGGCAAUGAUGGUGUCAAAAUAGAAACCCUGUUCCCCACGAUGCGUAGGCUGAUUUAAGAGCGUCCCCUUCCUGUGUAGAACGUAGUGACAUGCACAGCACAGCUGUAGACAGAAUGGCCGCCAUAGCAUCUGAUACCUUUUUAGUGGGCGUUGUUUAUGGUUCCAAAGCUUUGGAGGCAUGGAAGCUGCUACUUGAAGCAUCCAUUGUUUGAUAUCCUCCAACUAGUCACCUUCCAUACAACCUUGAAUUUGCUUAUUUUUGUAUUGCCUUUGUAUAUUUGCGUUGUAAAGUGAAGUUCAUGGUUUCAUUGUAUUUAAAUUAACUUGAUUCAUUUUUCCUUCUGACUGUAAUCCCCUAGAGCUUCAAGUGGUUAAUCUCAUGUCAUGGAUUGUUGCCUGCCUCCUCCUUAAAGAAUGAUUUUGAUGAAAUGUAUAUGCUCAAUGUAAGAUUAGUCAAAAGCACAAUUGAACAUCAUGUAUCAGUAUUUAUUAGUGUAUAUAAUUAACUAUGUCAGUCACUUAUUUUCAUUGGUUCAACAACUGUAUAAAUAAUCUUUAUUUUGCAGAAUUCGUCACAAUGAUGACAUCCAAGUAAGACCAGGUACAGAUAAACUGCUAGUGUUGGUCCCUUUACUUCUCAUCUUCAUUUGUCAUCUCACAUGUGUAUAAAGCUCAAGAAUGUGAUAACAUUGGUAAAACUAAAACAAAACUGAGGAAAGAUGGACUGUACACCAUUUCAUGAUAGUCAAAUGAACGAAAAAACUUGUCUCUUCUUCCUUUAAUUACUGUACUAGUCGAUUUUAAUGUGCUUAUAUAAAUGUCUACAUCCAUGGACAUGUCCGUCAUGGACAGAGAAUUGGAGCCCUUUCCGAUUUUUAAUCAUCAGUUUUCGUAAAGGUGUAAAGUAUUGAUCAGUGGUGAAAUCCACGUAUGUCUGGGUGCGAAAUAUUUCCUUUGUUCAGAACAUUUUUUUUCUUUAUUUAUACCAAGAGAUUCAUGUCUUACAGAUGGUGUUCUAUUUUAACUAUGGUAAGCUUAAGGCAAGAACAGUUCAAUUGCGCAAAAGGAAGGGGAGGACCAAUCUUUGGGAGACCUGUAAUUCUUUCUCUCAAAAGUCUGUACAGAGUUGGAAGCCAGUUGGCUGCAUUAUAUUUGGCAUGAAUAAUUAUGUUAUUGGAAAAUAAAAAAGUGUCUCUUC
Molecule: messenger RNA, 1902 nt
Organism: Liolophura sinensis
Lineage: Eukaryota; Metazoa; Mollusca; Polyplacophora; Chitonida; Chitonidae
Product: calmodulin
Exons: 5
Coding region: 277-726 (149 amino acids)
Cellular component (GO): myosin II complex
Molecular function (GO): calcium ion binding
Source: RefSeq, a predicted model, not a curated record